Messenger RNA from Odontomachus brunneus, 1572 nucleotides. RefSeq names its product mitochondrial-processing peptidase subunit beta-like. Gene Ontology annotation, molecular function: metal ion binding; metalloendopeptidase activity. NCBI's taxonomy places the organism in Eukaryota, Metazoa, Arthropoda, Insecta, Hymenoptera, Formicidae. The annotation marks the transcript as partial. Gene Ontology annotation, cellular component: mitochondrion. The transcript has 8 exons. The record is from RefSeq and is a predicted model, not a curated record.
AUAUUCAAGGGAGAAGGAUCAUUUCUGUAUAAAUGCAUCAAUCAUGGAAUUCGCAAUUACUACCGUCAUUUCACAGAGAAAUGCAAAACUUCUAAUAUAUUUUUUGAAAUACCCGAGAGCAAAUUAGAAUACUGCGAUAUAAACGAUAACAUGCGUUUAAUUGUCGAAUAUAAAGAAUCAUUUGUCACAACCAUUGGAUGUUAUCUACCAGCAGGUGCAAUGUUUGAAAAACCUGAGGAACGUGGUAGUGCAUUAUUUUUGGAGCAUGUAUUAUUCCAACAAACAACUCAAAGAAAUAAACAGCAAAUUGAAGAAGAAUUACAGGGAAUCGGUGGAACAGUAACAGCAAAUGCGAUGCGAGAUAUGUUUGUAUUUUAUGGAACAGCACCUUCUUGUAAUGCUAGCAAACUUGCAGAGCUAUUUGUUGAUGUUGCUAUGAAUGGUGUUAUAUGUGAUAGUGACGUUAAAUUAGCAAAAUGUAGAAUACUUAAGGAGCUCUCUAAAAUAGGAUCCAAUCCAGAGCAAGUUGUAAUGGAUUAUCUUCCAAAUAUUGCAUAUCAGGAUACUAUGCUCUCUACAAGUGUGUUUCCUGAGAGUCAUAUAAUCAAAGACUUUGAAGCAAAAUAUUUGAUCAACUUUAGAAAUUGUAUGUUCAACCCAUAUUUUAUGACUAUGAUCAGUUCUGGUGCAAUUACUUUGAAUGAAUUACAAGAAAUUAUGUGUAAAUACAUUACUGAAAGCAUACAGAAGUUAGAAACUUCUGCAUGUAGUCGCAAACUAAAACCAUCUUCAAACUUAAAGCAAUUACGUUUUUCAGGUGCUGAAUUACGAUUCAGAGAUGAUGAUGACGAAGAAUUAGGAUAUGUAGCUAUAGGAUUUGAAGGACCAACUUUUUCUGAACCUGAAAAUCGCUAUGCUUUUGAAGUAGCUAAAGAAAUAAUAGGCUCAUGGGAUAUGACACAUGGUGGAGCAAAUCAUAAUGCCCCAUAUCUUGCACACAGUGCAUUCAAUACGAACAUGUGCCAUUCAUAUAAAUCAUUUAUCUUAGACUAUGCAUGCAAUAGUAUAUGGGGUUGUUACUUUGUUUGCGAUAAGCUAAAACUUGAUGACAUGGUUUCCAUGUUGCUGCACGAAUGGAGAAGACUGAACACGACAAUCACCGACAUGGAAGUACAACGAGCUGUAAACAAAUGCAUAUUUCACGAACUAAUGAAACUGAAUGAUCCAGUGAAUCGUUUCCUCGAUAUAUUCAAUUGUCUCUACUUACGUGAUUGUUACGAGCCCAUGAGUGACAGACUUGCGAGAUACAACGAGAUUACAGCGAAUACGAUACGGAAAGUUGCUAAUAAAUACAUAUAUGAUCAGUCUCCUGCAGUCGUAGCACUUGGACGCAUUGAAAAUUUAACGGAUUAUUGUGCUAUACAACGUGGCACGUACUCUUUUUGUUAUUAACACAUUUUGUCUAACACUUCUUUGAUAAACGAGAUUAUUUUCUUGAUAAUGUAGGUGCAUCGUUACAAAUGAUGAUAAUCUAUCAAGAGAGAAAACUCUGUAAUAAAAACUAAAAAAUAA